ACAACCAGGUCGUCGUGCAGCCCAACCUGGCCUACCUGUGGCUGACGGCUGACUCCAUUGCGACGCCAGGCACUCCGCAGAGUAGGAUGCAAUCUCUGGAUGAGCAAGUGCUCAGUACUGCAUAGCGGCUACCUCGGUGUCUCUAUCCUUCCCCACAUUUGCCGUUUGUGUUACGACCCUGUUCCGACCUUAAAGGUAAUGAUAAGCAGGGUCCUUCUUUCUUCGAGCAGAUCUUGUAUAAAAGGGGUUGUCGAUCCCGUCGAUCCUCCGAAUGAGCCUUACGUCACUUCGCUGCUUGUUUUCUAUUUCAAAUAUCGAAAGCCGGCUCGGAACCGUUCAGUUCAUAUUAUCGAUCUUCCCUUGACCAUCGACCUCUUCCUGUCUCCCAUCAUUCCUCAUUCCAUCCACCCCAUCAAUCAAUUUAUCCAUCACAGCCAGCCAAAAUGAAACCCAGCACAAUCUUGAGCGUUCCCGCGCUCGCCGCAUCGGCAGCUUCCGCCCAAGGCUACAACGAGACUAAGCCAUUCACCCUGAAGAUCGCCAACGCGGCCAACGAGACCCUCAACGGCCAGACCCUCUACGCCUGCCACGCCGGAGCGGCCAUCGAAGGCCUCUGCAUCAGCGAGACCGUCAACAGCUCCUACACCCUCAACUCCAGCGACACGGCACCCUACGGUUCGCUGAUAUUCAAGCUCCCCGUCAACAUCAACGGCAGCGUCCAGGACGUUCCCUCACCCCUGUCCCUCGAGUACACCCCGGCCUCCAACUUGGCCGUCCCGCUGUUCCUCCCGUCGGGCAACACCGGUGGGAACGUCCAACUAGGCUUCGACAGCAGCAGCAGGCUGUACAUCUACUCGCCCUUCGACGACUCCAAGGCCGUCGCCGGGGCCACCGCGCCCGGCGACAUCGUCGGCGACUUCGAGCUGAGGAACUGGUUUGCCUGCUACACCCUGGUCGGCGGCUACUACUACCACGCCAUUGCGUGGGUGACGGCCGGAGAGCCGCACAACCCGACGUGCGAGGCCGUCGAGGUCGUCAAGGAGGAUGUCUAGUGCCGGGUGGGAGGGAACGGGAAUCGGCGUGUUUGUGUUUACGGAGGUACCAGGGGGGGGAUCGGCGCUGGUGGCAGGACUCUUUACCAACCCGCCAGCCAUACUGGUUAAUAGCUGGUACUUAAUGAUUAAUGUCUGUUAUGAGUCUUUUCCGCUCCGUUAUGCUAGGUGGGGGAUUAGCCGCCAGCACUGAGCACAUAAAACAGGACGGUAACUCUAGAAAAGCAGAGAUAUAGAAACAAAUCAUAGAGCCCGCGAGGCUCGCAUUCGCAUAAUUAUAUUCCAGCUUUCUGUGUGAACGGCCCCCUGUGCU
Phialemonium atrogriseum is the source of this 1365-nucleotide messenger RNA. RefSeq lists its product as uncharacterized. The record is from RefSeq and is a predicted model, not a curated record. Bases 444 to 1052 code for a protein of 202 amino acids. NCBI's taxonomy places the organism in Eukaryota, Fungi, Ascomycota, Sordariomycetes, Cephalothecales, Cephalothecaceae. The transcript has a single exon.